This is a messenger RNA of Puccinia graminis f. sp. tritici CRL 75-36-700-3, 3372 nucleotides long. RefSeq lists its product as uncharacterized. Bases 1 to 3372 code for a protein of 1123 amino acids. The record is from RefSeq and is a predicted model, not a curated record. The transcript is spliced from 9 exons. NCBI's taxonomy places the organism in Eukaryota, Fungi, Basidiomycota, Pucciniomycetes, Pucciniales, Pucciniaceae.
AUGGUCCAGCAUUCACGCGAGCGAGUUUCUCAGAAGUUUGACAGAAGCCUUUGGUAUCAGUUGCCCGGUGAAAAACGGGACAAAUGGUUUUGUCGGCUUUGUGGAGGGGGAGGCAGAGGCAGUAUGGCCGCAAAUCGUCCUAUCCAUGAGAGCAAGCCGGGUCACAAGGCCGAACUUCUACGCCAGAAAGAGUUGGCUCAGGCCAACAAGGCAGCGGCCGAUUUACUUGCGCGAGGUCCCCCUGAGAUGCAAUGGACAUCAGCUCAUGACGAACCACCAGCCCCUCCGUCACCAAGUGUUGUUUCAACCAACGAAUUGCAUGCUGAUCUGCAAUUUAUCGACCAGGACGAGUGCUUCAAUGAUCCAGAAAUCCCACAAAGUCGUGCCUCAUCUGAAUCAAGGGGAAGCAGCGAGAGCGGCGGGUGGGACGGACUCAUACCAGAGGACUUUCCCCCAAUGGGUGAUCCAACUGCUCCUGAGGCUGAAACCGCGCGUCAAGCUUGCCCCAGAAGAGUUCCAAAUCAAGACUGGUGGCCUUUCCGCGCAAAGGAGUAUCUGGUUAGCUGCUUGCUCAUUGGACACACCCGGACGAUCAUUUCUCGAGAAAUGUACCAACACGUUAGGUCAAUGUUUGAACUGUGUGGAACCCUGCUGCCCGAUUGGACUACGGUCCGACGUGGGAAGGGAAAAUUGCGAAAGAUGAUUGGUAUGGACGUUAUUGGACGCCGAUCCGUACUCAACCGCCCAGUUCACUAUCUCAGUCUCCAGAAGACACUUGCGCUAGAAAUUUCCAAUCCUGUUGUUGAGCCUCAUCUCAAAUACUAUCCCGAAAUCAGUGCCGGUCAAGCUGUGUCGCGGUUGUCCCAGUCUCGCAAGUGGCUCAAGGAACUUGGGCCCAACACUCGGGCACCAAUGGUUCGACAUGGAUGUCGAGAUUUCUACCUGCACGAGUUAGUACAGCUCAAGUCAAGUCUUAUUGUGGUACCCGAGUUCUUCUGCGAAUUAGAUGGAGAGAUGUACGCCCUAUGUCAAACACCUGAAAUCGAAAUUUGCAACGAGACUGGCCAGUUGUUGUUCAAGAUCACAAAGAACCCCCCCUUUGACUCUCCGAAGUUGUCUCGCAUAGCGGUAGCAGAGUUUGGAGUGGAGUAUCCUUCAAUGACUGUUGAUGGAGGAGGCCUCAUGUCUGACUUGUGUGGUAACAGGUUGUAUGAGUUAGGGACUGAGAGCGAGGUUAUUGGCCCCAUAUUUAAUCGGUGGCGAUUGAAGGCUGCUGGACGAGUCAUCCGUCAUAUGCCAAUCUGUUUGUAUGCCGACGACACCUCUGGCAACAGUUCAAAGAAGUGGAACAAGCAUAUAUCAUACUACUUUACCCUCGCAGGACUCCCGCCAAAACUCACCAACCAGCAUUUUAAUUGUCAUUUCCUCUCAACCUCCAACAGCGCUGGGGCGAUGGAACUGGCCGAGGGGAUUGUAGAUGAGUUGAUUACCUUGACUGAAAAAGGAUGUGUUGCCUACGACUGCGGACUGGGUGAAGAAGUGUUGAUCACAUCGAGUUUACUUUGCUUCUUGGCCGACAGUCCGAUGCAUGCCGAAAUUACAAGCACUGUCAUGCCAGGAAAUUCUCGCAAUCCGUGUCGUGCAUGUGAUCUGUCAGUCAGUAGCGUGAGCAUGAAGAAAACGAUGGCAUAUCUGCAAUUCUUUCUGCAAAUCAGUGCGGAUGGGUAUUGGAUCAAGAAUGGUCCUCGAUCGUGGAUGGGCAUAAUUGCAAACUGCUAUCUGCUUUGGGACAUCUCGAAACAGCCAAGAACAAAGACUCGAGUGGGCGUCGUGGGUGGUGAUCUGGGUGUAAAGGAUUCAGUCAACAAUGAAAUACUUCUAUUCAAGUACACUAUUCUUGCUAAGGGUGAUUCUGCCACUCCCGCCAACCAGGAAUUUAUUCGUCGGAUUGCUGUGCUUGACCAAACUGAUCAAACAAGGCUAUUUAAUCCUUUUUUCAGACUACCAGAGGUGCUGCACGUGUUCCUACUAGGGGUGGUGAAAUAUAUGGUUAGGGAUGUCAUGGCCCGAGCGAAACCGGCCCAAUUGGGAGACAUCGAAGGCUGGUACCGAUCAUUCCGGACCACAUCUCUCAACAUCCCAUCUUUAUCGCCAAACUACAUGGCCAAGCACUCGUCCAACUUUGUCGGAAAGGAAUUUAAGGUUGUACUUCAAAGUGCCCCAUUUGUCCUCUUUGAAAUGUUUGAUGACGAUGAACGACUUGCGUGGGGUGCACUCUGUGAACUGGCGCCACUCAUCUUCCAAACCCGUAUAGAAGACAUGGACUCUUACCUUGCCGACCUGCGCUUUCACAUCCAGAAAUUCCUUUAUUACAUUAUCAGAACCACAGCACAGUGGAUAAAUAAACCCAAGUUCCACAUGCUUCUGCACUUACCGGAAUCCGUCGAACGAUUUGGCCCCGCGAGUCUAUUCGCCACUGAGAAGUUUGAAAGCUACAAUGGUGUGCUACGGAACGCUUCAAUACAUUCAAAUCGGCAAAGUCCUGGAAAAGACAUUGCAAUCACGUUUGCCAACUUCAAGGUUAUCAGGCAUCUCACUUGUGGCGGAUACUUUGAGCACCCAAAGCACCCAAAGGUUUAUAUCACUUCUUCCUCGGGGGUAGCUCAGCUCUUCAAGAACAACUCACGUGUCCAAAAAUCAAUGGACUACAACGAAAAAGUGGCGUCAGUUGAGGCCGAGGCUCCUUACCCACUGAACAUUCGACUGCCCCUGGGGGAGCAGAGGCCAAUUCCGCCGCCUUUGCAAGUGCAUCUACCGGGCCGUCAGCUAUCUCAGCUGGUUGGCAUUCAAUUGAAUGCUCAUCGAGCCCUUCGAAAAGAUGUAUUUAUAUUGGUACGGUCGGCAGAGGAAAACACACUCCAUUCGGUUGGGUGCGUAGACCAUAUUUGGCAGGCAAGGAAGAAAUCAGGUGUCUCUUACUGGGUGUGCUACACCGAGUAUGAGAGGGGUAAUGUUGACAAAUUUUAUAACAUGCGGAAGGUUGUCAAGACAGGUAUUACCAAGUUUGUCAGGAUCAAGCAUAAUUGCCAUGCAGGAGGGUGUGAAGUGACUUCAACUGGGAGAGUUUGUGUCGAGCGGGAGGAGUCUGAGGAAAACAACAAGACGGUGACACACAAGGACACUGUGCAUUACGUGGUGAAUUCAAUGGAAAUACCGGGUGCGAGGGGGCUACGUCUCUGGGUUGACAUCCCACGAGGGGAAGAAGAAGUCGGGCAACUUAUCCCAAUGCUACAACGGGGUUUGGCAGUUUGGCGCAAUACAGGAGAGGAUGAGGGCCCUGAAGAGGAGUAUUUUGAUGAUCCGUUAGCUUAG